AUGGUGAAGCGCGAGGCCGAACUGAACUUUGGAAAAUGGGGGAAGAGGUAUAUCUCUGUCGGUACUAAAUUGGUAUUAUUUCAACCAGAUAUGUCUGAAACCGACCUGAUACUGACUUACAUCUUUAACUGGGACUCCCCAUCUGUUCAGAAGGGCGUUGUUAAGUCUCGUGAAAGAGCUCAGGAGCUGGUAGCGGAGGGAUAA
Molecule: messenger RNA, 204 nt
Organism: Clonostachys rhizophaga
Lineage: Eukaryota; Fungi; Ascomycota; Sordariomycetes; Hypocreales; Bionectriaceae
Source: the annotation of a GenBank genome assembly